CACAUCUAUAGGGUGUGGCAUACUGUUAAUUUUCUCGGUCUUCUCCCCUCCGCCGUCGCAGCCGUCCCUCGCCGGAGAUUCCCCGGUCGCCAACCUCCAUCUCCCCUCAUCCCCUCCCUCAAUUUCGGUCUUGGGUUCAAGAGGAGGCGAUGGAGGGGGCAGCGGAGACGAUGGGCGGGAAGCUGGAAGCGGCGCUGCUCCACAUCAUGCAGCGCCACCACCACGAAUCCCUCCGUCAACGGAAGAACACCGAGAGAGCAAAGAUGGAUGCUGUGAGGAGCGCCACGCGGGUCGCGGAUCUCCUCGUGGCCACGGUUGAUGGCGGAGUUCAGGAGCUCUACAUCAACGAGAAGCGUAUAGAGCUUGAAGCCCGCGCACUGCUUGCUACAAUCGCGCGGUACAGGAAGCAGACUGACCAGUGGCUUGCUGCCACCAACGCAAUCAACUCGGUCUUGAAGGAAAUUGGUGAUUUUGAGAACUGGAUGAAGGUCAUGGAUUUCGACUGUAAAAGUAUAAAUGCAGCUAUCCGUAACAUUCACCAAUCCUGACUCUCCCUGUGACUAUGGUGUUAGCAAGAUUUUAUCCUGUUCCUACUCAGUUAGAUUUUUUAUCUUUCAGCUGUCAACUCUGUUGUAUAGGACUGGUUUUCUGUACACAAUUGAAAAUCAAAACCUUCCUCAUCUUUUUACUGGGAAACCUCCCAUGGGCAACAACGUAUUCUGUUGCAAGCUACAUCGUAUAUUUGUUGGACCUCAGAAAAUAAACAUUGGUUCUGAUGUAUAUCUUGCUCUAUAUACCGAAUUGUAUACUCUUGACAGUUGGAUUACAUUGUCAACCUUUUCACUUUGGAAGUGCUGAUAUAUUCAUGAUAUGAUUUAUUACUAGCUUUUCCC
Oryza brachyantha (malo sina) is the source of this 893-nucleotide messenger RNA. Its product is annotated as biogenesis of lysosome-related organelles complex 1 subunit 1-like. NCBI's taxonomy places the organism in Eukaryota, Viridiplantae, Streptophyta, Magnoliopsida, Poales, Poaceae. Gene Ontology annotation, biological process: endosomal transport. The coding region runs from base 150 to 548 and encodes 132 amino acids. The transcript has 3 exons. The record is from RefSeq and is a predicted model, not a curated record. Gene Ontology annotation, cellular component: BLOC-1 complex.